AAGAAAUCUGUUAGAGUCUAUGGUGUGAUUCCGCGGGAGUAUUUAGAAGCAAAACCAGAAACGAAAAACCAAUCAAAACGUAACAAACCCCCACUGGAAAUAGCUUGGAAGCUGCAAAACAAUUUCUCCCGCAAUCUGCUGCCGUUUAUUUGCUAACUGUCAAUCCCUUCUCUUCUCUCUCUCUCUCCCACCCUCCGUCAGCAGCUCAGACUCUCUCUCUCUCACUCUUCUCUCUCUCUGCCGUGGAGCUUCCUUAAACCCUAAAUAAACUGUUCGCCUCUGCUGUCUGUGAAUUCGCGAGUUUGUGAUUCGCGUUGGUGAUCGGAGGUGGCGGCGGAGAUGGGGAUGGUGGAGAAUGACAGGAGCGGGGGCAGCGGGGAUGAUCGGAAGAACGAGGAGACGGCGGCGAUGAGUGAGGGGCCGCCUCCGAAGUCGCCUUGGAAGAAGCCGACGGCGGCGGGCGAUGUUCCGGUGAUGAGUGGUAAUAAUGAGUCCUGGCCUGCGCUUGCUGAUGCUGCGCAACAGCGGUCCAGGAAUUUGGACGCUAGUGCUAAAUCGGGGGCUAAUUCUGAAGUGGCUGCCCCUCCUCAACAACCACGACCACCUCAGCAGCAACAGGGAUCGUCAGGGCAACCAAAGUCACAUAGCGGGCACCCUAAUUCUGCACAUAGAUACUCAUCAUCCAGGCAUCAAAAGUCAGGGGCUAAGCGGAAUCCAAACGGAGCUCCCCCUUUCCCUGCACCUUUACCUUACCAGCAACCAAUGAUGCCAAACGCCUUUCACGGUGCAAUACCCCCGCCUCCCGUUGCUGUUCCUGCUUUUGCUUACCCGCCUGCACCUUUUCCUACUGUGGAACCUCAUUUGGUGAAGCCUGGAACCGAAACGUUACCAAUUCAACCUUUCGCUCCACCAAAUAGUGUUCAGUCUCCAAUGAGGGGGGACUCUGAUGGUUACCAACCAAAAUUUCCAAAAAGGAGAUCUGAUGCACAAGAAUCCAAUGGCCAUAUAGGCCACACAUGGCACCAUCAACGAGCAUUUAAUCCCAGAGGCUCUAAUAUCCCUUUGCAGCAGGGAAUGGGGGCAAGGCCUAUGGUCAGGCCCGCCUUUUUCCCUCCAGGUCCAGGCUUCAUGGUUGGCCCAGCCUUCCCUGGCUCACCUAUGUACCCUAUCCCUGUGGUACCACCUGGCGGCUUUAGGGGGCCUCAUCCACCACAUUUCAUCCCGUAUCCUCUGAAUCCUGGGCAUCUCAUGCUUACCUCUGAGCCUUUAACUUUGGAAGAUCGUGUAGUGAAACAAGUAGAGUACUAUUUCAGUGAUCAAAAUCUGCAGACUGACAGUUUUUUGGUGUCCUUAAUGGAUGCACAAGGAUGGGUCUCAAUAUCAGCUAUUGCUGACUUUAAGAGAUUGAAAAGAAUGACUACAGAUGUAGCAGUUAUACUUGAUGCACUACAGAGUUCUAAUGCAGUGGAAGUACAGGUUUGGCUUAUUCUAACUUCUUAAUUCUGAAGUUGGGUUUCCAGUUGGUUCCAGGUUCAUGGGUCUUAUAAGACUGUGUCAUUGUUGCGUGAUUACUCAAGGCAGUGAUCUCUUAUUUGAUUCAUAAAUUGACCUUUUAUUUGUCAGUUUACUCCAAUGGACCUCCUAAAAUCCCAUGCUUCUAUUGCUACUGCAUGUGGCCGUAUUUGUAGGGAGAUUGCAUAUCAACUUUACCAUCUUCCAUAUGUUCUGCCCCUUUGAGCCAUUAAUAUUUUACCUUGACAGGCUGACAAGGUCCGGAAACGCGAGGGGUGGUCAAAAUGGGUUCCACAAUCAGUUAUGAAGGCAACAGAGUUGAAAGAUCAUACUGCUGAUGGCCAGAUUCUAGGGAAGGCUCAUGGAGAUAAUGCAGGAGAAGCCUCUUUAAAGGACAAUGAAUACCUAUCAGAUGCCACUGCUUCAGUGGCUAACAAUUCGGCGAUUGUAAAUGAUCCUGAGACUGUGCUUUCUGGUCAAAUAGAUGGCAGUAACAGAUCUACUGUGUCGGAGACAAAGAACCGAGAAUUUGAGAAUAAUCUUGGAGAUCUUUCGAAUGAUUUUGCCAACACAUUUAUGCUGGAUGAAGAGCUGGAGCUUGAACAGAAAGUGCUGAAAGUUGAUUGUUCUUCUCCACGCAGGAGGGAUGACGAUGAUGAUGAGACGAUGGUGAAUGAUCAGGAUGUUCACAGACUUGUAAUUGUCACCCAGAAUAGUACCUUAGAUGGAGAAUCAAAACCUGAUGGUACGGAAUCGAAACCCAUUUCAAAUGAGCUUGCUUCUGCAAUAAACGAUGGUCUCUAUUUCUAUGAGCAGGAGCUCAGAGCUAGGCGUAGCAAUCGGAAGAAAAAUAGUUCUAGUUAUGAGGUUCGAGAUGGUAACUUUAGAUCUACAAAUAACUCUCCUGGAGUAUCAAAUUCAGGGACUGCUGCUGGAAGUCCGGGAAGUAAUGCUCACGAGGACUCUCGAAAUGGCAUUAAUAUCAAGAAACAUAAUAGAAAUCCAUCAAAGCAAAAUUUGUCUAAUAAGCAAAGAUUCUUCUCGGGACGUAAAGCUUUUGGGGCCAUAUCUGAAAGCCCGCCUAGUAAAUCGGUUGGAUUUUUCUUUAGUUCUACACCUCCUGAGAACCAUGGGUGAGGUUAAUUUAUCAUUUUAUGGUAUUUGAGCUAUAUUUGCAUUGGCAACAUCAUCCUAUCCUUUCACAAUAGCAGUUGGAUGGGGAAAACACAAUGGUGUCCAAUUUGUUUGAAAUCCUUUCUGGUUGAUACUAUAUUGAUGAAGGUAUUGAUUUUGAUUUGCAGGCCCAGGUCCUUAAAGUUAAGUGUUUCGCCUCACAGUAAUCUUUCAGGCAGUAGCCCACCAGUUGGUUGCACGCCAAAGUCAUUUCCUCCAUUUCAACAUCCUAGUCAUCAGCUUUUGGAAGAAAAUGGCUUCAAGCAGCAGAAGUACCUGAAAUAUCAUAAACGAUGCCUUAAUGACAGGAAAAAGAUGGGUAUUGGUUGCAGUGAGGAAAUGAACACAUUAUACAGGUUUUGGUCAUUUUUCCUGAGAGACAUGUUUGUCCCUUCGAUGUACAACGAGUUCCGGAAACUUGCCCGUGAGGAUGCCGACGCCAAUUACAACUACGGGAUGGAGUGUCUUUUCAGGUUCUAUAGUUAUGGUCUGGAGAAGACAUUCAUGGAGGACGUGUACAAGGACUUUGAAGAACUCGCUCUUGAUUCCUACCGCAAAGGAAAUCUUUAUGGCCUUGAAAAGUACUGGGCAUUCCACCAUUACCGGAGCAGCAAAGAGCCGCUGAAGAAAGACCCCGAACUGGAUAGGUUGUUGAGGGAAGAAUACCGUAGUUUGGAAGACUUCCGCGCCAAAGAGAAGGCUGCUGCCGCCAACGACAGCUAGUGGGGCGUUCUGGUUGCUGGUCAUGUUUCUCCCAAUUUUGAAGAGCAAUGCUAACAGAAAGAAAGUAAAGAGUUGGGGGGCUUGCUUUUUGCCUUCUCUCAGGCAGAAAAGAAUGCAUCUUUGCCCUCUCUCAUUUUUGUAUAUGUAAACUGCCCUUUGGGGGUGGUAUGGAGAGAGGUAUGGUGGUCAGCCUCUGUCUGAGAGUUCCUGUCUGAGGAAUUUUUUGGUCUGUUAAAUUGAUUUUCUUCUCUUUUAUUUUGUUGCCUUUAUCUUGACUGAGGCCAGAAGUUCCCUGUGUGUUCUUUUGCCUCAGCAAGCCCUUCCCACAAAAUGGUCUAACUUGUACAUAGCAGGGGAAAGAAAAGAGGAGGAAAAGGCAGAAUGGGGGGAUUUUUAAUUUUAUUGACCUUGUGAAAAUUGUGAACAAUAAGAUUCUUCUUGUUAAGGCCAAGUCAUUUGUUAUGUACUUUAUCCUAUACAGUUUUCGUUUUAAGAGUAAGUUAUGAGUUUAUCUAUGUAUAUGAA
Molecule: messenger RNA, 3933 nt
Organism: Linum tenue
Lineage: Eukaryota; Viridiplantae; Streptophyta; Magnoliopsida; Malpighiales; Linaceae
Source: the annotation of a GenBank genome assembly